Molecule: messenger RNA, 2449 nt
Organism: Cicer arietinum (chickpea)
Lineage: Eukaryota; Viridiplantae; Streptophyta; Magnoliopsida; Fabales; Fabaceae
Product: galactinol--sucrose galactosyltransferase-like
Molecular function (GO): galactinol-sucrose galactosyltransferase activity
Source: RefSeq, a predicted model, not a curated record
AUGGCACCACCAAGCAUAACGAAAACUUCGACCCCCUUAAACUUAAUGGGCCUCAUCGAUAAUAAGAGUAACUUUCCCUUAUCCAUAAACUUACACGAAUCAAGUUUUCUCGCAAAUGGGCACCCUUUUCUCACCCAAGUCCCUCCAAACAUAACAACCGUCCCUUACCAUUUCAAAUCCAACAACGAUACCAAAAACAAAAACACCACGUCACAAGGUUGCUUCGUUGGGUUCGACGCCACCGAACCCAAAAGCCGCCACGUGGUUCCACUUGGCAAACUAAAAGCCAUCAAAUUCAUGAGCAUAUUCAGGUUCAAGGUUUGGUGGACAACUCACUGGAUUGGAACAAACGGACACGAAUUAGAACACGAAACCCAAAUGUUAAUACUAGACAAAAACAACUCCUUAGGACGACCCUAUGUUUUACUCCUCCCAAUCCUCGAAAACUCUUUCCGAACCUCACUCCAACCCGGUCUCAACGACUACGUGGACAUGUGCGUCGAAAGCGGUUCUACACGUGUCACCGAAUCCCACUUUAAAACAUGUCUUUACAUCCACGUCAGCAACGAUCCAUACCGUUUAGUAAAAGAAGCCGUGAAAGUAAUCCGGGCCCACUUAGGAACUUUCAAGGUUCUCGAAAAGAAAACACCACCGAAUAUUAUUGAGAAAUUCGGUUGGUGCACGUGGGACGCGUUUUACUUGAAGGUACAUCCAAAAGGUGUGUGGGAAGGUGUGAAGGGUCUUAAGGAGGGUGGGUGUCCUCCAGGUUUUGUUAUAAUCGACGAUGGAUGGCAAUCUAUUUGUCAUGACGAGGAUCCAAUUACGGACCAAGAAGGAAUAAACCGAACCUCAGCUGGGGAACAAAUGCCAUGUAGGCUAAUUAAAUUUGAGGAGAAUUAUAAAUUUAGGGAAUAUGAAAGUCCUUAUAAUAAUGGAGGAAAAGGUAUGGGUGGUUUUAUUAGGGAUUUGAAAACAAAGUUUCGGAGUGUGGAGAAUGUUUAUGUUUGGCAUGCGCUUUGUGGGUAUUGGGGUGGGAUUAGACCUAAAGUGGCGGGAAUGCCCGAGGCUAAACUUGUUGCUCCCAAGCUGUCUCCGGGGCUGAAUAUGACAAUGGAGGAUUUAGCGGUGGAUAAGAUUCUUCACAAUGGUGUGGGCCUAGUGCCACCAAAUAAAGUCCAAGAUAUGUAUGAUGGGCUCCACUCUCAUUUGGCAUCGGUGGGAAUUGACGGCGUUAAGGUUGACGUUAUCCAUUUGCUUGAGUUACUCUCAGAGGAAUACGGUGGACGUGUUGAACUUGCUAGAGCUUAUUACAAAGCACUUACAGCAUCAGUGAAGAAACAUUUCAAAGGUAAUGGAGUUAUUGCCAGCAUGGAGCAUUGUAACGAUUUCUUUCUCCUCGGAACAGAAACCAUAUCACUCGGUCGAGUAGGCGAUGAUUUUUGGUGCUCUGAUCCCUCAGGAGACCCAAACGGUACAUAUUGGCUUCAAGGUUGUCACAUGGUACAUUGUGCCUACAACAGUUUAUGGAUGGGAAAUUUUAUUCAACCUGAUUGGGAUAUGUUUCAGUCAACUCACCCUUGUGCCGAAUUUCAUGCUGCUUCUAGAGCCAUUUCUGGUGGACCUAUUUAUGUUAGUGAUUCUGUUGGUAAUCACAACUUCAAGUUGCUUCAAACUCUUGUUUUUCCUGAUGGUUCUAUCUUGCCUUGUCAACAUUAUGCACUUCCUACACGAGAUUGCUUGUUUCAAGACCCUUUACAUGAUGGCAAAACAAUGCUCAAAAUUUGGAAUCUCAACAAAUACACAGGUGUUUUGGGUUUAUUCAAUUGCCAAGGUGGUGGGUGGUGUCCUGUGACACGGCGAAACAAGAGUGCGUCUGAAUUUUCACACACAGUGACAUGUUCUGCAAGUCCUAAAGACAUUGAAUGGUGCAAUGGAAAAACUCCAAUGUCCAUGAAAGGUGUGGAUGUGUUUGCUGUGUAUUUGUUCAAGGAGAACAAACUGAAGCUCAUGAAGUGUUCCGAUAAACUGGAGGUUUCGCUCGAGCCGUUUAGUUUUGAGCUGAUGACAGUGUCUCCAGUGAGAGUUUUUUCCAAGAGGUUAAUUCAGUUUGCUCCAAUUGGGCUAGUGAACAUGCUUAAUUCUGGUGGUGCUGUUCAGUCUGUGGAGUUUGAAGAUGAUGCAAGUUUGGCUAAAAUUGGGGUGAAGGGUUGUGGGAAGAUGAAAGUGUUUGCAUCAGAGAAGCCACUUUGUUGCAAAAUAGAUGGGGUGGCUGUGGAAUUUGAUUAUGAGGACAAAAUGGUGAAAGUACAAAUUCCUUGGCCUGGUUCUUCAAGAUUGUCUUUGGUUGAGUUUUUAUUUUGAUCCCUUAUAAAGUUCAAUUGGGAUCCUAUGCAAUAUGUAUCUCUGUUUUAAAGUGAAUAAAACUAAUGUAUAUAUUUAAUUUUUAAUC